This is a messenger RNA of Salarias fasciatus (jewelled blenny), 1215 nucleotides long. It is a transcript of the gene tmem179ab, whose product is annotated as transmembrane protein 179a, genome duplicate B. NCBI's taxonomy places the organism in Eukaryota, Metazoa, Chordata, Actinopteri, Blenniiformes, Blenniidae. The record is from RefSeq and is a predicted model, not a curated record. The transcript is spliced from 4 exons. The coding region runs from base 10 to 759 and encodes 249 amino acids.
GCACUGCGCAUGCGCACUGCCUCCAGGACGCCGACAGCGGAGCCGAGCCGAGCAGCGGGGGGAAAAAUGGCCCUGGAUAAUUUGAUUUUCGCCCAGUGCAUCCUGUAUUUCCUCGCCUUCGUGUUCGGCUUCAUCGCCGUGGUGCCCCUGUCGGAGAACACGGAGGACUUCGGCGGGAAAUGCCUGCUGUUCACGCGCGGCAUGUGGCAGAACGAGAACAUCACGGUGUCGAAGCAGCGCUUCAUCGUGGAGGAGUGGGGACCCGAGUCCUCCUGCAGCUUCAUCACCUUCGUGGGCAUCGCGUCGCUCAUCCUGUCCGCCGUGCAGGCGUGGAGGCUGCUCUUCUUCCUCUGCAAGGGACACGACGACUCCAUCUUCAACGCCUUCCUCAACCUGCUGAUCAGCUCGCUGGUGGUCUUCACGGUCUUCCUCUCCAGCACCAUCGUCAGCGUGGGGUUCAACCUGUGGUGCGACGCCAUCACCGAGGGGGGGACCAUGCCCAGCAGCUGUGAGGACCUGCAGGACACCGACCUGGAGCUCGGCGUCAACAACUCGGCGUUCUACGAUCAGUUUGCUAUAGCUCAGUUCGGCCUGUGGGCCGCCUGGCUCACCUGGCUGGGCAUCGCCGUCAUGGCCUUCCUCAAGGUCUACCACAACUACCGGCAAGAGGACCUGCUGGACACCCUGAUCCACGAGAAGGACCUGCUGCUGGGCCGCUCCUCGCGCCGCGGCUCCGACCUCAAGACCGGCCUGAUCUAGACGAGCGGACGACGCGCGCACACACACACACGCACACACACACACACACACACACACGUUCACACGUAACCGUACGCUCCUCCUGCCUGUGUAGACAAUCACCAUCAAUUGGCCCGAUCUCCUAUUGACGACGGAUCCGAUCAAACGGACGUUCAGUUGAUUCCCCCCCUCAGAAGAAGAAAACCGGCGUCUAAUCUCUCAGUACUUCUGCUUUAUUAGGUUCAAUCCUCCAGCCAGACUUUGACAGUAUUAAAGGUAUUCCGUAGAUAUAUUUACUCUCAGUUUGAGUCUAAAGUAUAUUUAGUGACACAGUAUUCUUAGUUUGAUCUGAAGAGCCGAUCAUCUUGUGUUGGUGAAACUCUUGCAUGGAUCUAAUGCAUGACAAAUUAAUAGGGUGAUAUUUAGAUGUAAAGGGAUGCUUUCUUCUUCUUCUUCUUCUUCUUUUUUUUUUAAACA